CUGCGGCUGGCUGGGGAGGUUGAACUGGUUUGACUGGUCCCUUGUACAGGCUUGGGGGGGAGCCAGCAGCCAGCACCCCUCUGCACGCCGGCGGGCGCGGGGCCCGGGUGCUUGUCGGUGCCCACCCGCCCAGGUCCCCGUGGGGUCCUCGUGGAACCGCGACAGCGUCCGGGCCAGACCUGGGGGUCCGUUUUGGGUGCUGGCUCCGCUCCGGGGUGGGGGACACGAACACAACCUCCCCCCCCGGCCUGUGGCAUCGGUAAACAGGAUACGAGCAGGCUGCGGUGAGGAGGCAGCGAGAGCAUCGCCCCAGCCCCGGCGGCAGCUGAGGGUCAGGAUGAUUCCCACCUCAAAGCAGCCCCAAGGUCUCUCUCCAGAUGCUGGCAUCGCUGGUGCAUGCCCGGCACGCUGAACCCCGCCGGCAGCACCCCCCUGCUUCUCGGCCGGCACCUGCGGCUGCCCCCGCAGUGCCCCCCGGCCCUGCCAUGGCGCUGGAGCUGGGGGCCGAGGCGCUGCUGGACCUGAGCUUCCUGACGGAGGAGGAGCGGAGAGCGAUCCUGGAGGUGCUGCGGCGAGACUGGCAGCUGCGGCGGCGCGAGGAGGGGCGCAUCAGCCAGCUCCGCAAGUCGGUGUCGGACCCGGCGCGGCUGAGGACCCUCACCGGGGAGUGGUUCUGCGACGCCCGCGCCCAGCGCCACCGGCACCACCUGGGCUCCGACCUCGUGCGAGCCUCCAUGCGCCGCAGGAGGAGACCCCGAGGAGCAGGGCACGUGGAUGGGCACAGCCUGGGCGAGCUGGAGGCCAUGGGUGAGCCGCUGGCAGAGGAGAAGGAGGAUGAGGAUGGUGUGACGGAGCCAGAGGAGAGCCCUGCUCCGGAGGAGGAGGCGCCGGCGGCUGCAGAGCCCCAGCCCAGCCCCACAGCCCCAGCUCUGGAGGAGCCGUCGGUGUCACAGCCCCUGCGACAAGCUGGCAGCGCAGCGAGGGAGCAGGACCCAGCCCAAGACCCCCCCCACCCAUACGCUGCCCCUGCAGGUGGGAACCCCUUUGGUACGUCCAGCGCUGAGGAAGAGGAGGAUGAGCUCAGAUCUGCACACAGUGGCCCUGAUGCUGGGCAGGGGGCAGGGACCCCCCAGGUGGAUGAGGGCUCCCCGGGGCAGCUGUCCCCACGGAACGGCCACGUCCCCCCGAGCCUGCUCACCACCAGCUCCUCCGUCUCCAGCCUCAGCUCCUCCACGCUGAGCAGCAGCCUGCGCAGCCUGUACAGCGAGGCGGAGCUGGGCGCCGUGGCCGUCAGGGGCUGCGUGCAGCUCUCGCUGCGCUAUGAGCCGGCGCAGAAGGAGCUGCAGGUCCACGUCCUGCGCUGCCGAGAGCUGGCCGAGGCCAAGAAGCAGCGCUCGGACCCGUACAUCAAGACCUACCUGCUGCCGGACAAGUCCAACCGCAGCAAGCGCAAGACCGCGGUGAGGAAGAGGAGCUUGGACCCCAUCUUCAACGAGACCCUCAAGUACAAGCUGGAGAAGAGAGACCUGCAGGGCCGGACCCUGAACCUCUCGGUGUGGCACCACGACAGCCUGGGCAGGAAUCUCUUCCUGGGGGAGGUGGAGAUCGCGCUGGGUGCCUGGGACUGGGCCAAUACCAGCCCUGAAUGGUUCAGCCUCCAGCCUCGGACACCAAUCUCCUCAGACGGCCUCCCCAGCCGGGGCAACCUCAACCUGGCACUGAAGUUCAUCCCUGCUGGCUCAGAAGGCGGGGGGAUGCCCCCCACGGGGGAGCUGCACAUCUGGGUGAAGGACGCCCAGAGCCUCAUCCCUCUGCAGGGUGGCACCGUGGAUGCCUUCGUGCAGUGCUACGUGCUGCCCGAUGACAGCAAGGGCAGCCGGCAGAAGACGCGGGUGGUGAGGAGGAGCCUGAACCCCCUCUUCAACCACACCAUGGUGUACGACGGCUUCCAGGCCAAGGACCUGGCCGAGGCCUGCGCGGAGUUCACCCUCUGGCACCACGAAGCCUUCUCCAAGCGCCAGCUGGGCGGCAUCCGGCUCAGCCUGGGCACAGGGAGCAGCUAUGGGCUGCCCGUGGGCUGGAUGGACUCCACGGCGGAGGAGCGCAGGGUGUGGGGCCGCCUGCUGCAGCAGCCUGGGCUCUGGGUGGAGGCACUGCUGCCCCUCCGCACCAACCUCGUCCCCCGGGCGUAGCCCCACAGCCACCCCCGCUGCCAGCAGGACUGUGGCACUCGGGGUGGCAUCACUGUGUGGGGCGGGGGGCUGUGCCCCGCACCCUUUGGGCGGCAAUGAAGGGGCACCGGAGGGCA
Molecule: messenger RNA, 2308 nt
Organism: Dryobates pubescens (Downy woodpecker)
Lineage: Eukaryota; Metazoa; Chordata; Aves; Piciformes; Picidae
Gene: SYTL1
Product: synaptotagmin like 1
Exons: 15
Coding region: 378-2192 (604 amino acids)
Biological process (GO): intracellular protein transport; exocytosis
Cellular component (GO): plasma membrane; exocytic vesicle
Molecular function (GO): neurexin family protein binding; small GTPase binding
Source: RefSeq, a predicted model, not a curated record